Messenger RNA from Naegleria lovaniensis, 732 nucleotides. RefSeq lists its product as uncharacterized. Gene Ontology annotation, biological process: Ras protein signal transduction. Lineage: Eukaryota; Heterolobosea; Eutetramitea; Acrasida; Naegleriidae. Gene Ontology annotation, cellular component: plasma membrane. Gene Ontology annotation, molecular function: GTPase activity; GDP binding; GTP binding. The record is from RefSeq and is a predicted model, not a curated record. The transcript is spliced from 2 exons. Bases 1 to 732 code for a protein of 243 amino acids.
AUGUCCCAACCAGUUUCUGAUGAAUUUACACUAGCUGUUUGUGGUGGAGUUGGAAAAUCCUCUCUCACUGUUCAAUGGACACAAAACCACUUUAUGAAAUACUAUGAUCCAACCAUUGAAUCCACCUUUUCGGUUCAUAAAAUUAUUGACAACAAGGAGACUCAUCUCACCAUCAUUGACACUGCUGGACAAGAUGAAUACAAAACAUUACGAGAUGUCUAUAUGAGAUCUGCUUUUGGAUUUGUUUUGGUUUUUGAUUGUACUUUAAAAUCUUCUUUGGAAGAGUUGAAAGAAUUUACAAAACAAUUGGAACGUCUUAAAAAGGAAGAAGUUCAUGACGAAGAAGAACAUGAAAAGAAGUGGAAAGGAAAUUUGUAUCCUUGUGUGGUAGUGGCAAAUAAGUUUGAUUUGAUACCUGAAGAUUAUGAAAAUCGAGAAUUGACAGAAAAGGAAAUUAAGGAAUUUAUGAAAACGGAAUUACUACUUUCGGAAAACACACCUUUAAUUUUUACAAGUGCCAAAACGGCUUGGAAUGUUGUGGAAUGUUUCGAAACGAUCGUACGAGAAAUGAGAGCCUUUUCAAAGGUGGAAUUGCCUCCUCAAGAAGUAACCUCUUCACAUCAAGCAAAUUCGUCAACAAGUAGAAAACGAAAUUCAUUGUUUUUGACUAAAAUGGCAUCCGUUUCUGACAGUCAUGAUUGUCAAAAUGAUUUAAAAAUGUUCUUAAUGUAG